This is a messenger RNA of Lipotes vexillifer (Yangtze River dolphin), 1118 nucleotides long. It is a transcript of the gene SEPTIN12, whose product is annotated as septin 12. The transcript has 10 exons. Gene Ontology annotation, molecular function: GTP binding. Bases 27 to 1118 code for a protein of 363 amino acids. The record is from RefSeq and is a predicted model, not a curated record. NCBI's taxonomy places the organism in Eukaryota, Metazoa, Chordata, Mammalia, Artiodactyla, Lipotidae.
ACCAGGCAUCGUUGUUCCUCAGCCCCAUGGACCCCCUGAGGCAGUCCCCCUCCCCCAGCUCGUCACGGGCCUCCAGCCCGAGGACCCUACCCUGCGAGAUGCUUGGUUACGUGGGCAUCGAGGCCGUGCUGGACCAACUGAAGAUCAAGGCCAUGAAGAUGGGGUUUGAGUUCAACAUCAUGGUCGUUGGACAGAGCGGGCUGGGCAAGUCCACCAUGGUGAACACACUCUUCAAGUCCAAGAUGUGGAAGUCCACCAUGCCGGGCCUGGGGGUGCCCACACCCCAGACACUGCAGCUGCAGUCUGUGACCCACGUCAUCGAGGAGAGCGGCGUGAAGCUUAAGCUGACAGUGACUGACACACCCGGCUUCGGGGACCAGAUCAACAACGACAAGUGCUGGGACCCCAUCCUGGGCUACAUCAAUGAACAGUACGAGCAGUACCUGCAGGAGGAGAUCCUCAUUACCCGGCAGCGACACAUCCCCGACACCCGAGUGCACUGCUGCGUGUACUUCGUGCCGCCCACCGGGCACUGCCUGCGGCCCCUGGACAUUGAGUUCCUGCAGCGGCUCUGCCGGACUGUGAACGUGGUGCCUGUGAUCGCCCGGGCCGACAGCCUGACCAUUGAGGAGCGAGAGGCCUUCAGGCACAGGAUCCAGGAAAACCUGAAGACUCAUGGCAUAGAGGUGUAUCCACAGAAGUGCUUUGAUGAGGACAUCAAUGACAAGAUCCUCAAUAGCAAGAUCCGGGAACGGAUCCCCUUUGCUGUGGUCGGGGCUGACCGAGAGCACAUUGUGAAUGGGAGGUGUGUCCUGGGCCGGAAGACGAAGUGGGGCAUCAUUGAAGUGGAGAACAUGGCUCACUGUGAGUUCCCCCUCCUGAGAGACCUGCUCAUCCGCUCCCACCUCCAAGACCUGAAGGACAUCACACACAACGUCCACUAUGAGAACUACCGCAUCUUCAGACUGAAUGAAAGCCACGUGCUGCCCCGAGGGCCCGGCUGGGUGAACCUGGCCCCAGCCCCGGCCUCUGUCCCUGCCCCCGCUGGCCCCCAGGCCACCCCCGGCCCCCCAAAGGUCGGCUGGUGGGCCAAGGACAACUCAGAUGAGGAAUGCUGA